Messenger RNA from Morus notabilis, 1495 nucleotides. RefSeq names its product transcription factor bHLH68. Lineage: Eukaryota; Viridiplantae; Streptophyta; Magnoliopsida; Rosales; Moraceae. The transcript is spliced from 7 exons. The record is from RefSeq and is a predicted model, not a curated record. Gene Ontology annotation, cellular component: nucleus. Gene Ontology annotation, molecular function: protein dimerization activity; RNA polymerase II cis-regulatory region sequence-specific DNA binding; DNA-binding transcription factor activity, RNA polymerase II-specific. The coding region runs from base 404 to 1396 and encodes 330 amino acids. Gene Ontology annotation, biological process: regulation of transcription by RNA polymerase II.
AAAAGGGAAAGAGACGAGAGAAAUUAUUUUAACUUAAUACAAAGUUUCUGAACCCCACUUCUGUAUAAAAUUCUUAUAGAUCACAGAAUUUAGCUUCUUCAACCUCAUCUCUGAAAGAGAACAGUACUACUACUACUACUGCUACUCAUCACAAAAGCUUUUGCAAAAGCUGGUUUCGGUGUGCAUAUACAUAUACACAUGGAAAUGAAAUGUAUAACAAAGUGGUGAAAAAGAGACAAAGGAAAGGAGAAAAAAGGACGGUUUUCUAAGAUCCUUUUUUUUGUGGGUUCGUUCGUUUCUUGCAAAGUCAUGAAUAAUAUUAUUUGAGGCGUUUUCUUUUUCUGCUUCCCUUGAGGUUAUAAUUAGUACUUGCUUGCUUACUAUCAGUAGUGAGUGACGACAAAUGAUGGCUAGAAACCCUAGCUGGUGGAACAUGCAUCCACCGUCGAGUACUCUCUUUCCACCACAGUUUCACGUUCUUGCCAACGGAUCUUCUUCAGUUAUCCCUUUGAAUUCUUCUCCUGAUCAUCACCAUGUCGAAGACCCUCCACAGUCAUGGAGCCAGUUACUUUUGAGUGGCAAUUAUACUGGUUUGUCAGGAGAUCAGGAAGAUAAGUUGUUCGGUCAAAAUCAUUUUCAACCCAAGAAGAUGGAGGAUUGGGAAGACCAAAUGAUGUCGAAUAAUACUACGGUUAAUCCACCGCCCAGGCUAAUUCCUCUUCAUAAUAUUGCUGAUGAUCAUGUAAAGGCCGUGAACUCCCAAAAAAGAAAUAACUUGUACGGCCAAGCAGAUCAUGAAGAAAUUAUAUUGCAGCAGGCAAAUAAUAUAAGGUCUUUUAUUAAUUGUGGUUGGUCACAAAUUGUGCCUGCAGUGUCUUCAUCACCUAGGUCUUGUGUCACUAGUAGUGUAGGUAGUACUACUAAUAAUAAUAUGUUGGACUUCUCUUACAACAAGAGCCAAACUACAGGUCAUCACUCCGCCAGCUCAGAGUGUAAUAGCACAGUCACCGGUGGAGCAGUGUGUAAGAAGGCUAGGGUUCAGUCCUCCUCAAGCCAACCACCUCUUAAGGUGAGAAAGGAGAAGCUAGGUGAUAGAAUUACGGCUCUUCACCAACUGGUUUCCCCAUUUGGGAAGACUGACACUGCUUCUGUCUUGUUAGAAGCCAUUGGGUAUAUCAGAUUCCUUCAGAGUCAAAUUGAGGCUCUGAGCUCCCCUUACUUGGGCCAUGCAUCAAAAAACAUAAGGAAUCAACCAUUUGACAUGGAGGGGCAAGAAAAACUAAAAGACCUAAGAAGUAAAGGACUGUGCUUGGUUCCUGUAUCUUGCACUCAGCACGUUGGAAGUGAUAAUGGAGCUGAUUAUUGGGCUCCGGCUAAUUACGGCAGUGGGUUCUGACUUCGAUCGGUAGCUUAAUUAAAAGAAUUAUGAUGUUAAUUUAUGGAUUAAUCGAGCUUUUGUAAAAGUGAUAUAACAUCAUGAGCACUCACUCUGAUA